This is a messenger RNA of Macaca mulatta (Rhesus monkey), 1952 nucleotides long. It is a transcript of the gene SPPL2A, whose product is annotated as signal peptide peptidase like 2A. The record is from RefSeq and is a predicted model, not a curated record. Gene Ontology annotation, cellular component: cytoplasmic side of endoplasmic reticulum membrane; lumenal side of endoplasmic reticulum membrane; lysosomal membrane. Gene Ontology annotation, biological process: membrane protein proteolysis. Lineage: Eukaryota; Metazoa; Chordata; Mammalia; Primates; Cercopithecidae. Gene Ontology annotation, molecular function: aspartic endopeptidase activity, intramembrane cleaving.
UAAAGAAAGAUUACAAAGGGGUUAAUUGGAGAGAGAGAGUUAUAGUCACAUUCACAUAUUGUCCCUUUAAAUUGAAGACAAGUAUAUCUAAUGGAAAACAACACAAAUAACAUGAACCAGGUUUAACUUACAGACUGUGUAGGGGAGUGUUGAAACUGGAACCCAGUGAUGCAGCUACUGAAGAAUUUUGAAUAAACUCAUGAGAGGAAUGGGAGAACUGCUCGCCCAAACACAGAUGUCUGUGCCAUCAGACUGCAGAUGCAUUGUGACUAUAAUCUCUUGAGAAAACUCCUAAGAGGACCCCUGUACUGUCUGGAAGACUAACAGCUGCUCAGGAAGCAAUCUUGCAUGCGUCUGGAAAUGGCACAACCAAGGACUACUGCAUGCUUUAUAACCCUUAUUGGACAACUCUUCCAAGUACCCUAGAAAAUGCAACUUCCGUUAGUUUGAUGGAUCUGACUUCCACACCACUAUGCAACCUUUCUGAUGUUCCUUCUGUUGGCAUAAAGAGCAAAGCAGUUGUGGUUCCAUGGGGAAGCUGCCAGUUUUUUGAAAAAGCCAGAAUUGCACAGAAAGGAGGUGCUGAAGCAAUGUUAGUUGUCAAUAACAGUGUCCUAUUUCCUCCCUCAGGUAACAGAUCUGAAUUUCCUGAUGUGAAAAUACUGAUUGCAUUUAUAAGCCACAAAGACUUUAAAGAUGCAAACCAGAUUCUGGGAAAUAACAUUACUGUGAAAAUGUAUUCUCCAUCGUGGCCUGACUUUGAUUAUACUAUGGUGGUUAUUUUUGUAAUUGCUGUGUUCACUGUGGCAUUAGGUGGAUACUGGAGUGGACUAGUUGAAUUGGAAAACUUGAAAGCAGUGACAACUGAAGAUAGAGAAAUGAGAAAAAAGAAGGAAGACUAUCUAACUUUCAGUCCUCUUACAGUUGUCAUAUUUGUGGUCAUCUGCUGUGUUAUGAUGGUCUUACUUUAUUUCUUCUACAAAUGGUUGGUUUAUGUUAUGAUAGCAAUUUUCUGCAUAGCAUCAGCAAUGAGUCUGUACAACUGUCUUGCUGCACUAAUUCAUAAGAUACCAUACGGACAAUGCACGAUUGCAUGUCGUGGCAAAAGCAUGGAAGUGAGACUUAUUUUUCUCUCUGGACUGUGCAUAGCAGUAGCUGUUGUUUGGGCUGUGUUUAGAAAUGAAGACAGGUGGGCUUGGAUUUUACAGGAUAUCUUGGGGAUUGCUUUCUGUCUGAAUUUAAUUAAAACACUGAAGUUGCCCAACUUCAAGUCAUGUGUGAUACUUCUAGGCCUUCUCCUCCUCUAUGAUGUAUUUUUUGUUUUCAUAACACCAUUCAUCACAAAGAAUGGUGAGAGUAUCAUGGUUGAACUUGCAGCUGGACCUUUUGGAAAUAAUGAAAAGAAUGAUGGAAACUUGGUGGAAGCCACUGGUCAACCCUCAGCUCCCCAUGAGAAAUUGCCAGUAGUCAUCAGAGUACCAAAACUGAUCUAUUUAUCAGUAAUGAGUGUGUGCCUCAUGCCUGUUUCAAUAUUGGGUUUUGGAGACAUUAUUGUACCAGGCCUGUUGAUUGCAUACUGUAGAAGAUUUGAUGUUCAGACUGGUUCUUCUUAUAUAUACUAUGUUUCAUCUACUGUUGCCUAUGCUAUUGGCAUGAUACUUACAUUUGUUGUUCUGGUGCUGAUGAAAAAGGGGCAACCUGCUCUCCUCUAUUUAGUACCUUGCACACUCAUUACUGCCUCAAUUGUUGCCUGGAGACGUAAGGAAAUGAAAAAGUUCUGGAAAGGUAACAGCUAUCAGACGAUGGACCAUCUGGAUUAUGCAGCAAAUGAAGAAAACCCUGCAUUGACUGGUGAACAGAUUGUCCAGCAAUAAUAUGUGGAGCUGCUAUAAUGUGUCAUUGAUUUUCUACAAAUAGACUUGGACUUUUUAAAUUGACUUUUGAAUUGACAA